Pipra filicauda (Wire-tailed manakin) is the source of this 1053-nucleotide messenger RNA. RefSeq names its product keratin, type II cytoskeletal 1-like. Gene Ontology annotation, cellular component: keratin filament. The transcript has 9 exons. The annotation marks the transcript as partial. The record is from RefSeq and is a predicted model, not a curated record. NCBI's taxonomy places the organism in Eukaryota, Metazoa, Chordata, Aves, Passeriformes, Pipridae. Gene Ontology annotation, molecular function: structural constituent of skin epidermis. Gene Ontology annotation, biological process: keratinization; intermediate filament organization.
GUGCAGAGUCUGGAGCGGCAGAACCAGGCCCUGCUGGCCAAGUGGCAGCUCCUGCAGCAGCAGAGCUCGGGCCCCGAGGAGAGCAGGAACAUCUCCUCCUUCUUCCAGUCCUACAUCUCCAGCCUGCAGAGGCAGCUCCAGACGCUCCAGAGCCAGAAGGAGCAGCUGGACCCCGAGGCCUACAACCUGCUGCAGCUGGUGGAGGAGUACAAAAACAGGUUCGAGGACGAGAUCAACAACCGCACGUCCCGGGAGGAGGAAUUUGUGGAGCUGAAAAAGGAAUUGGACAGUGCCUACCUGGGGAAGAUGGAGCUGGAUGUGAGGGUGGAAAUCCUGAAGCAGGAGCUGGAAUUCCUGCGCUGUUUGCACGAAGCUGAGCUGUCCCAGCUGCAGAGCCUGGCCGGGGACACGGACGUCGUGCUGUCCCUGGACACGAGGCGGGAGCUGGACCUGGACGGGAUCCUGGCCGAGGUGCGCCAGGAGUACGAGGGCAUCGCCCGCCGGAGCUCGGCCGACGCGGACUCCGUGUACCGGGGCAGGUUCCAGGACCUGCAGAACACGUGGGAGAGCCAACGGGAGCAGCUGAGGAACAGCCACCGGGAAAUCCAGGAACUCGCCCGGCACAUCCAGAGGCUCCAGCCGGAGAUCGAGGUCGCCAGGAAAAGGAAUUCCAGCCUGCAGGACUCCAUCCGGGACGCGGAGCUCCGGGGGGGUUCAGCGGUCCAGGAGGGUCGGGAGCAGCUCCGGGAGCUGGAGGAGGCCCUGCAGGAGGCCCGGGCGGAGCUGGCGCGGCUCGUCCGGGACCACCAGGAGCUGCUGGAGGCCAAGGUGGCCCUGGACGUGGAGAUCGCCGUGUACAGGGCUCUGCUCGAGGAGGAGGAGCACAGGAACCCCCGGGAAUGGGAACAUGGCAAUGGGAACCUGGGAUCGGAGCCCGGGAUCUCCGGGAUGGACGUGGAGAUCGCCGUGUACAGGGCUCUGCUCGAGGAGGAGGAGCACAGGAUCCAGGAGGGCUCCCCGGCCACGGUGUCAUCGACCACCAGGCGGGAAUGA